Messenger RNA from Lymnaea stagnalis (great pond snail), 258 nucleotides. The record is from the annotation of a GenBank genome assembly. Lineage: Eukaryota; Metazoa; Mollusca; Gastropoda; Lymnaeidae.
CGAGACAAGACUAAACUUUCACUAGAGAGACUAAAGAUGGUGGAGGCGGAGAGCAGCUCCCUCAUGUUAGAGAUUGAACAGCAACGAAUACGGGUUGUGAAAUGCUUUGAUGUGAUAGCCAAUGGACCUGAGAAAUGCUUUGAUGUGAUAGCCAAUGGACCUGAGAAAUGCUUUGAUGUGAUAGCCAAUGGACCUGAGAAAUGCUUUGAUGAGAUAGCGAUUCAGGUGGUCCAGGCCUUGUUGGCUCAGAAGGUAGUU